Molecule: messenger RNA, 620 nt
Organism: Sinocyclocheilus anshuiensis
Lineage: Eukaryota; Metazoa; Chordata; Actinopteri; Cypriniformes; Cyprinidae
Product: proline-rich protein 15-like
Exons: 1
Coding region: 10-384 (124 amino acids)
Source: RefSeq, a predicted model, not a curated record
GUUUUAACAAUGACUGAGAAAACAGCCCCCUGGUGGAGGUCUUUCGUAGGCAAGAGGAGAAAGGCAGCCAGAGAAUCGGCGGCCACACUGGAACAGGACCUCCGUAAUCAGGCUUCAGCAGGGUCCACACAGCAUCCCUCCGCUGAGCCGGACCAAAGGCUCACUUCACCGACACGCCCAGCGAAAGAAGAGGGCAACUGCUUACCGAGCGACGAAACAUAUGACGACUCCGCUGUUCAGCCAACAUUCAACGAGAGCUCCAAUCGCCGCAAUCUCACCGUGUCCCGCUCCGGACGCUUCAAAGAGAAACGGAAGACGCGCGUCAGUCUUCCACAGAACCACGGAGACGAUGGGAAAUCAGCCGACGUCCAGUCAACCCGCUGAUUGCCACUGCGGUUUGGUAGAGCACUAAAUACGGCACUACCUCCCUUCUGACACUGCUGAACUCAAUUUGACUCAUGAAUGCACUUAUAUGAAGUUAUGAGGAUAGCCUUUUGGAGUAAGUUAUCCAUAUUACAGAAGCUUUAUUUUCCAAAUGCUGGAAAUAAUGACAUUUCCCUGCUGAAAAAACUGUUUCUUAGUCAGGCUAGUCUUUACAAGUUUUAAAGGGGUUUUGGGCA